Nipponia nippon (crested ibis) is the source of this 962-nucleotide messenger RNA. The record is from RefSeq and is a predicted model, not a curated record. NCBI's taxonomy places the organism in Eukaryota, Metazoa, Chordata, Aves, Pelecaniformes, Threskiornithidae.
AUGCCUCUUAAGGUUACUCCUCAAGGUCGAGAGACCCCUUACAUGGCAUCUGAUAUCUAUAACGAGCCGCCUCCGCGUAGGAGCGCGCGGGCGUGCAGGCCUCAGCAGCAGCCAGGAGGAGGCGGAGCUGACGCGAGCCGACCGGCGGGGACAACUAGUGGUUCAAACAGUCCUACCUCAGACUCUGCAUCUGUACAGAGAGCAGAUACUAGCUUAAACAACUGUGAAGGUACUGCUAGUAGCACAUCUGAAAAAUCAAGAAAUGUGCCUGUUGCCGCUUUGCCUGUAAUGCAGCAAAUGACAGAAAUGAGCAUUUCAAGAGAGGAAAAAGUAUCACCGAAAACAGAGACCGAGCCAGUUGUUACUCAACCAAGCCCAUCAGUUUCUCAACCUAGUACUUCACAGAGUGAAGAGAAAGCUUCUGAACUGCCUAAACCAAAGAAGAACAGAUGUUUCAUGUGCAGAAAGAAGGUUGGCCUUACGGGAUUUGAUUGCCGAUGUGGAAACUUAUUUUGUGGACUUCACCGUUAUUCUGACAAGCAUAAUUGCCCAUAUGAUUACAAAGCAGAAGCUGCAGCAAAAAUCAGGAAAGAGAAUCCAGUUGUGGUGGCUGAAAAAAUCCAGAGAAUAUAAACUAGCCUACUUGUGAAAAGACUGACUCUUAUUUGUUUUAUUUUAAUAUACCCUAGGAAAGCAUUGAAGAGCAGAUGCAUGGCCAUUUUCCUUUGUUCUCCAAAGUUUUAAUUUUAGCCUUGUCUGUCUUAAUGAUAUUUCAGAAUGUUUGGGUGUUUGUUACAGGCAGAAUUGGAUAGAUACAGCCCUUGAAAAUGUAUAUGCUCUCCUCAGAAUAUGAUUGGAUGAUCAGAACUUGCACAGGAAUACACAUGCACAGAGCACAGGCUCUAGUUCAUAUGUGCCAAACACGUAUAUACUAUCUGCAUGUUUGCAGCAGAUCUGCCUUU